This is a messenger RNA of Alligator mississippiensis (American alligator), 1631 nucleotides long. RefSeq names its product immunoglobulin alpha-2 heavy chain-like. NCBI's taxonomy places the organism in Eukaryota, Metazoa, Chordata, Crocodylia, Alligatoridae. The coding region runs from base 194 to 940 and encodes 248 amino acids. The transcript has 5 exons. The record is from RefSeq and is a predicted model, not a curated record.
GUUAGCAGCAAAUGCCUUCUGGUCCUGAGACGUGAGGGGCACCUGUGUCAGCCCGAGACCCGCUGGAAGCUGACAAUUGCCCUGUUGUGUUUCCACAGUGUUGGGAGUCCAGUUACAUCUGUACCAGCCUCAGCGGUUCCUGUUUGUGGAAGUCGGUGGGACAGCAGAGAUCCACUGCUCCUCCAGGGAAGAUAUGGAAGGGAGACAGUAUGUACUGUGGUAUGUGAGAAGAGUGGGUAAGGCUCCCACGUGCAUUAAGGACUGUGUGGACGAUAAAAAUGUGAGCAAAUUUUCUUGCAAGCAUCAGACUCGCAGCACAUCACUGAUAAUCAGGGACAGCGAAAGGAAUGAGUCUGGCAUUUAUUACUGUGCAUAUGACCUUGGCAGCUCAUGGACUUUUGGGAACGGAACCACGGUGAUCGUUGGAGACAGCUUCACCCACAGCAGCUCCAUGCCGCUUCUGGCCCCUGUUACAGGGCAGAAUGGAGCCACGGAGCCUGCACAUCUGGCCUGUGUGAUCCAGGGUAUCUCCAACCUCGUCUGGGUGUCCUGGCACGUUCCCGGAGAGGAGCCAGCCCAGGGUCUGCCACGCUUGUUGGAAGCCCAUGAUGGGUCCUUAACACUCAUCCAUGGCAUCAGCAUCCCCUGGGCCAGCUGGGCCAGUGGGGCAGCCGUCAUCUGCCAGGUCACAUUCAACUCAUCUGGCAGCAGCGUUACCAGACGUGCCACAUAUAAACUUGCAGCUCGCUCCGCACCCUGCGUCAUGCUCCCUGUCGUGGCAGUGGGCAGUGCCCUGCUGCUGGUCACGGUGCCUGAGUCUCAUCUGGAUCCACUGCCCUCCCAGAUGGGGAUCCCAGCCCAGGAAGCCAGCACCUUGCAUCUCCCAGGGAAAUCAGGACGGACUCAUAUACGUGGACCUGGAGUUAGACCUGCUGACUAACCGCAAGCCCAGAAAGCCGCAGGCAGCACGAGUGAAGAACGUGAUGCCAUGAAGGUCACAUCCACGGGCUCCUUCAUGCAGGGAUGGCGGCCGCUUCUCUGCUGAUCGAUGUGAGUCACGCCAGCCGCCAAGAAGCCUCUGCAGGGGGACACGCUCUCUCCUUGUGGGCGUUCAGACUGGCCAGGUAGAAGACCCCAAAGAUGAGCGUGGCUGGGGAGGACAUCGUUUUCCAUCAUUGUUGCAAAGACUUCCCCAUAACACUGGGUGGAACAUUUCCCCCCAUCAUGGGACACUUCAACAGAAACCUAAGUUUAACUUUUUUCCACCCUGAAAUUCGUGGCUGCACACGUCCCCUGUGGAGGGACCUCAGGUGGACUCUUGAGCUGUACGGCUAUCAGAGAACAAGAGACAAUCCCCAGGGAGCUGGGCCUGUGUCCAGCCCACAAUCGGACGAGAACCUGUGCUGCAGUAUCUGUGCUGCGCUCCCACAUGAGCUGGGAGGAUGCUGCGCUGCGGGUUUAGCACAUGCCAGCUACCAGGCUUUGAAUGCUCAUCUCAGUGCCUGUUCCUUGCUGUUGUUACCUGUGCUAACAAGCUUCAUCUACUCCAUGCUACCGUCCCCCUGCCCUUGGCUGUGUGAACAAGCCUUGUCUUUCAACCUUCUGACCAAAAAAUAAAACAUCCCAUGUUU